AUGAGUUUUCAUACUUACAAACGUGAACCAUAUGAUACACUGAACUUGACAAGUUACACGGCUGUAGUGAUCUUCGGGGCCUCUGAUUGUGAUGAUGCUCAUCCUCGUCCGCAAAAAUAUAAUAAUACUCUGCGAGGUCGGCCUUAUUUCAAUGGAAGAUUUACAAACGGCCCUGUUUUCGGUGAAUACCUGAAGAAAGGGAUCCUAACAGGCAAAAAUAUCACUUUACUAAAUUAUGCCUACGGAGAUGCAACAGUCAGCAAUACACUCGUGAAUGUUGCCGCACCCGACACGGCUUCACAGACCCAUUCUUAUAUCAAUGACGUGACUCAACAUAGAGUUCAUAGAGAAGGUGUAAAUGGACAAGGACGAGUUUUACAUAUAUUCUGGAUUGGGAUCAAUGAUGUGGUUCAAAUUUGGCAAGAUGUGAUAACAAAUGGCACAUUUUCAAACCUUGACUCUCUUACUACAAACCCUUACAUCGCAGAUCGGUCAGAAAAACAUUUUACGAUUGCGCGUCAUAGGAUUAACGCUGAGGUUGCGGCUCUGAUGAGUCAAGUGUCUAUGAUUCGAAAAAAUCAGGAAGUCAAUAAGAUCCCUGGCGACCUUUUGAUCCUCACUUUACCACCACUUGAAAUGCUUCCCAAUCUAUUCUACCACUCUCGUGAAUUAGCUUCAAACUUCACCUUACGCGACGCCAACCUAGCUUCAAGUGCAAAGAUAUAUCAAAGAUUUAUCGGUGAGCUUACUGCCAAAUACAAUCGGACUAAGAUCAAGAAAUCGUUUCCCAAGGGCAUUGCUGCUGGUAUCGAAUCCCUACUUUCUGACGCUAGACCGCAAGUAAAUGAAGCUUUUGUGCUGUCAGGACGACCAACAUUUACCAGGACGUUUGACACAGUUGGACUCUGGCAUUAUGUUCAUGCUAAUCCAACCGAAUUUAAUUUCGAGAAUGUCAUUGACGCCUGCUGGAACAGUACAACAGGCGGAAUUUGCAAUCAUCCUGAUCAGUAUCAGUAUUGGGAUACACUUCAUCCUACGACUGCCAUGCACAGAUUCCUGGCACAGGAUAUUGCAAUGGCUUGUAACUAA
Molecule: messenger RNA, 1089 nt
Organism: Melampsora larici-populina 98AG31
Lineage: Eukaryota; Fungi; Basidiomycota; Pucciniomycetes; Pucciniales; Melampsoraceae
Exons: 7
Coding region: 1-1089 (362 amino acids)
Molecular function (GO): hydrolase activity, acting on ester bonds
Source: RefSeq, a predicted model, not a curated record